Magallana angulata is the source of this 2719-nucleotide messenger RNA. RefSeq lists its product as uncharacterized. The transcript is spliced from 6 exons. The record is from RefSeq and is a predicted model, not a curated record. NCBI's taxonomy places the organism in Eukaryota, Metazoa, Mollusca, Bivalvia, Ostreida, Ostreidae. The coding region runs from base 196 to 2343 and encodes 715 amino acids.
UCCAGUGUUGACAAUAAAAUAUGAUUAUAAUUUGUACUGUCAUGAUUUUAGAAUGAAAUGAAUUUAAAAAUUCCUUAUUCCGGAAACUAAGGUUCCGUCCUGGCGGAUUUUGAUAUCCGAUUUACACACUUUGUGAUGACGCGACUUUCGUCUGCGGAAAAGUAGAAAAAGUGGCAGGUUUCAAAAUAAAGAAGAAUGCCGACUCCACCCACCAAGAAAAGAAAAGAAAAGGAUCAACAUGAGGAUAAGAAGGAACCCCCUGUCAGCCCUUUGAGUGCUUUUAUGCUUUAUGCCAAUGACGCCAGGCCACGACUAGAAUUGGAACACCCCAAUAUAAAGGCCGUGGAACUGAGUGCGAAAUUAGUAGAAUCCUGGAAUGAUUUGCCAGAGGAAGAAAAAAGGAUUUACCAUAAUCGCUCCGAUGAGUUGCAAAGAAAACCGGGUCCAGAUUUUGGGCGGAAAUCACAUGCAACACACAGACAAAAAGAAGAGCAGAAGUCAAAACGAAAGGGCCCCGACCGACCAGAACAUUGCAUAAUUGUACCCAAUGGUAAAAUGAAACUUAUAGACUCUCCAUUUAUUCAGAAGUCGAAGCGAAGAAGGUAUGAACUGCCGUACAAGUAUCCCCGAAGCUCGGAGUACCACCAACCACGACCCAAACCUCCAAAACUCAACCCCAUGAAAAGGCCGCCCGCGCCCCGCCCCCUCAUCCGCAGUUAUCCCACAUACAAGGAGCGGAUCCAAAUGAUGGAGCGUGGACUGUUUCACAAACAGGCGCCGCCCCACAUCGGCGUCUUCAAACGAAGUGAAGACAACCCAGACUUGCUUAUUGUGGACGAUUCAGGACAGACCACAAUAACGUUUCCAAGCCUGGAAAAACAGAACGGCUAUUCAAAGGGCUACAGUUAUGGGCCUCAAGUUCCUGGUCUGAACGGUAACAAUUUCUUCCAUCCGAGAAUCAUCGGAGCCGGGCCUCACUUUGCUCAGUAUCGAAUGGCGUCGUCCCCAGUGAACUUUAUUCCGGGGAUUUAUCCCCAGCCGUACCAAGCCUACCGUUACCCUUACCUACCUAAUGUUCACGGGCCGUACGUUCAGGCCCCUCAGAUUUACCAACAAGCCAUCCCCAUCCCCACAUCUCGGACCAUGUUCUCGGAAAUCGAGUGUUCCCCGACCACCACCGGCUCCAUCACCGUCCGGUACGAACCCGUGGCCACGGAAUCGUUCGAGAAUUUCGAGAUCUCGGACGAGGACUACUUGGACCACGACCCGUUUCUUAACCUCGAUUUGAAUGAGGACGACCUUCAGAUAGAGGGGGACGAGGUGGAGUUUGACAUGAUGGGGCUGGACUCUGACCAGGAGGGACAGAAAGAAGAGGAAGUCUGCGACGAUCUGGACGACAUUAACCCGACCAUCGCUCCGUUUGAAGAAGGUAUCGACCAGUACUUGUCUGUGGAUGGACAGCCCUACGUGAUGAUACCCGUGGACAUGGAUGUGGCCAAAAAACUAGGAUGGCCGAUCCACAUGCUGCCCUCUGUCCCUCAGUGGCUGUCCAAGCUUACGGACAAUGAAGUGACAUCAUCUGGUAUUUCCAGUUCAGAACUACUUUUUGACAGCCUACCCCAAUUGGAUUCUACCUCACCACAGCCACAAAAUAACCUCAUUUUGAACGAUUUCGAACCUCAACAAGAAACUGAUAUAGCAAGAGAAACAAUUAGAGAGGAAAUGUUGGGAUCGCAAUCACAAUCUCCAAAGAGCCAUUUCGAAAAAAUGGACUCCUCCGAGUCCAAUAUGGAUCAGGAUCAGUUCGACGUCGAAUCGAUGCUCAGAAACGACGCUACGUGUCGACUCAAUGUCUGCCAAGAGGAGAAGAUGCUGCCGACAGCCACGGGAGAAAUGAUGGACUGCUGUGGCGAUAGCAAAGCUGAAUUCGUGUCGGCGAUACCCGACGAGCGGGGAGACCAAGGAAGGCCCGUUCUGACCAGUACUCCAAACCAAAGCCCAGGGAGAAACACGGCCUCCUUAACGAAGCCGUCCGACAUUGAACAUUCCCCUGUGAAAUCUUGCCACUCGCCAUCCUGCUCCUCCAUUGAAUCGCCUGAUCAAGGCAGCCAGCGUAGACGCAGGAAGCAAGAGGAGGAGGCCCAGCAUUUUAAAGACGUUAUCCGACAAGAAACGCACUUUGAUUCCAACGGUGUGAAAUCUGUGAGCUGUGGCUCCGCGACGAGGAAACCGUCCGUCAUUCUGGAGAGUCUGCUAGAGAAUUCCGACACGGAAAUGGAAUGUGGAAGCGGUGCUGACGGUAAACGGGAGGGGUUCAUGGAGAAACAAGAUUGUCCCAAAUAGAUUGUGUUUAUGUGCUUUAAAGUCGCCAUGAUUGUCGAAAAGGUACAUACAUGUAUAUUAAGUCACUGUGAUAAUGAAAAUGUGUAACAAAUCUGUGAAUCAUUUUGAACAAUGUUUAUAAUCCAAGAUUAUACAAUUGGGAUUUUUUUUAAACGUAAACAUUUAAUUGAUACAUGUAAAUACAUGUAUAUUUGAUCGUUUUACGCUUGAUCCUAAAUAUAUUUUUUCCUGUAGUACUACUUAUAAAUGUAAAGUGUGAUAAAAGUAGAAAACAAUAGAACAUACUUGUCUAAUAAAGAUAAAAACUGCAGCUAUCCAAAAAAGCGUAUGCAAUGAAUUCAACAAUAGUUUGUAUUUAUUCAAAAACUUAAUUAAA